Molecule: messenger RNA, 3876 nt
Organism: Hydra vulgaris (swiftwater hydra)
Lineage: Eukaryota; Metazoa; Cnidaria; Hydrozoa; Anthoathecata; Hydridae
Source: RefSeq, a predicted model, not a curated record
AUGCAUUGCAUAGCAAGAAAUAAUGUUUUUAUAGUGAGUAAUUACCUUGGAGAAAUGAACCAUAUUUGUCAAUAUUGUGGUGCCAAAAAAUUUUUAAAUGAAACACAUUUUCUGUGCUGCCAUUCUGGAAAAGUUGCGUUAGCUCCACUUUCGCCAUAUCCACUGCUCAUGCACAAUUUAAUGACAGGCAACCAUGUUGAUCGUGCUAUGAAUCAAAAUUUCUUCAAGCAUAUUCGAAGUUAUAAUGCCUUUUUAUCUUUUGCUUCAUUCACAGCAAGAAUAGCUCCUCCGUCUGAUCAUGGGCCACCCUGUUUUAGGAUUUGCGGACAAAUUGUGCAUCGUGUUGGUAAUCUGAGACCUGAUCAAAAUGUUCUGCCUGCAUAUUGUCAGUUAUAUGUUUAUGAUCCUAAUACUGCUUUAAAUUUUCGAAUGGAGCAAAAUGAUUGUUGCAUACGUGAGUUGAUGGAAUUUUUGCAGACUAUAAUUAGUCAAGAGAACCCAUUUGCUCUUGCAUUUAAAAACAUGGCUGAAAUUGAAGAUGAAGAAGUACGUCAAGCAGCUUUAGAAGGUCGACCAACUUCGAUUGUUAAAAUGUCAUUGCUUGAAGGUGGUGAUAGACGUCGAUACAAUCUUCCUUCACAUGAGGAAGUUGCCAUUGUUUUUGUUGGGGAUGAUGGUGCUCCACCUCCAUCUAGGGAAGUAGUUAUAUACCCUCGAGGUCAGGCCUUAAAAACAAUUUCAAGUAUGUCUGCAAAUCUAGAUCCAAUGAUAUAUCCAAUAUUUUUUCCAAGAGGUGAUGCUGGAUGGCAUGAGCAACUAGAGCAUCAUCCUGACCGAGCUACACGUGUUAGAAAUCGGUAUGCUGUUGAUGCAUAUGUCAAGAUUGAAGGUCAGCGCCUUGCUUUUAUUAGAAAUAACCAAAACAGACUUAGAAGUGAACAAUAUGAUACAUUAUAUGAACAUGUAAAUAACGCUGCAAAUAACCUUAAUGUAAGACCAGGUCGUGUUGUUAUACUACCAUCCUCAUAUGUUGGAAGUCCAAGAGCUUUAAAAGAAAAUUUUGAAGAUGCAAUGGCAAUUAUAAAGAGAUAUGGCAAACCAGAUCUUUUUAUUACUUUUACCUGCAAUCCAAAAUGGAAAGAAAUUACAGAAAAUUUAAAUCCAGGUGAGAGCCCAUCUGACAGACCUGAUUUAGUUUGUCGUGUAUUUAAGAUGAAACUUAAAUGCUUCCUAGAUGAUAUUUUUAAACACGGAGUCUUAGGUAAAGUUAUAAGUCAUGUACAGGUUAUUGAGUUUCAAAAACGUGGUUUGCCACAUGUACAUAUUUUAUUGCACUUUGUAAAUGAUGAUAAGCUAGAAACAGCAGAGGAUAUUGAUAGUCUAAUAUCAGCUGAAAUUCCAGAUCAAACUGUUGAUCCUGAACUUUUUGAAAUUAUAAAAACAUGUAUGAUUCACGGACCAUGUGGAAUUUUGAAUCCCAAUUCUUCUUGCAUGAAAGAUGGGAUUUGCACAAAAAAGUUUCCUAAAGAAUUUAAUCCUCACACUGAUGCAACUUUCAAUGGCUAUCCUCACUACAGGCGUUUAGAUAAUGGUAGAGUAGUCGUUAUAAAAGGUAACCAAGUUGAUAAUCGAUGGGUUGUACCCUACAACCCUUGGUUAUCUAAAAAAUACCAAGCACAUAUUAAUGUUGAAGCUUGCAUGUCUAUUAAGUCAGUUAAGUAUUUAUAUAAAUAUGUCUAUAAAGGGCAUGAUUGUGCUCAUGUGUUAAUUAAUGAAAGUCUUGACCAUGAUGAAAUUAACACAUAUUUAGAUUGUCGCUUUGUUUCUGCACCAGAGGCUCUUUGGCGAAUAUUUGAGUAUUCCAUAAGUGAUAUGUCACAUACUAUUAUCCGCCUUCAAGUCCACCUUCCUGAUAAUCAGAGGGUAUAUUUUAACGAAGGAGAAGAACGAGUAGCUAUAGAUCGUGCUGCACAGCGUGACACUCACCUAACCGCUUGGUUUAAAUUAAAUGCUGAGAUAAAUGAAGCACGUCAGUAUUCUUAUGUUGAAAUUCCAUAUCACUUUGUUUUUGAUGGUAAAAAUUGCAAGUGGAAAGUAAGACAAAGAGGCAGUGAUAAGGUGAUUGUGCGAAUGUAUAAAGUCAAUCUAACCAGUGAAGUAUUUUUUCUUAGAUUGUUGCUUUUGCAUGUAAAAGGUGCAAUGUCUUUUGAGAAUUUGCGUACUAUUCAUGGCACUGUUUUUAAUACAUUUCGUGAAGCAUGUUAUCGAUUAGGUCUAUUGCAAGAUGACAUUGAAUGGAGAAAUACAUUAACUGAAGCUGUAGCAACUCGAAUGCCUAAACAAAUUAGGCAACUGUUUUCCAUUAUAUUGACUUUAUGUGAACCUGAUGAUCAUUUACACCUUUGGAAUACAUUUAAAGAUUAUAUGAUUGAGGAUUACAUACACCAUUCAAUGCCAGUUGUACUUGCUGAACAGACUGCUCUUCGUCAAAUUGAAUCUAUAAUUAAUCAGAGUGGUAAAACUUUAACUGAUUAUAAUUUGCCUACAUUAGAUCAGUUAUUAGAUAAUGUCCUAGAAAAUGAUGAUGGAGAUAUUCAGGUAUUUAUUGAUGAAGCAAAUCGAGUUAGACCAUUAUUAAACGAUAAUCAGCGUAAUGUAGCUGAUGCAAUCCUUGCUGCACUUAGUGAAGAACCUAAUAAUGAAAAUAAGCAUUCAAGAUUUUUCUUUAUGGAUAGGCCUGCCGGUUGUGGUAAAACAUUUACUUACAAUUAUUUAAUUGCUGAAACACGCAGCAGGCAUAUUAGAACUGCAACAGCUGCAUGGACAGGAAUAGCUGCAACUCUUCUUAAGAAUGGAUGCACAUUGCACGGCUUAUUCAAACUUCCUGUUCCAAUUUUGGAAACUAGCACAUGUAAUGUAACUCCAAACUCCAUUCAUGGUAGAUUCCUGAGGCAAGUUAGUUUAUAUUUACUCGAUGAAGCAUCUAUGAUACCCAAACAUGCUUUGAGUGCCAUUGAUAAGUUAUUACAAGAUAUUUGUAAUAAUAAGUUUCCUUUUGGUGGUAAAGUUAUUCUUAUGGGUGGAGAUUUUCGACAAAUACUUCCAGUUGUGAAGAGAGGUCGACCAGCAGAUGUUGUAGAAUCAUGUAUAAAGUGUUCUGAACAUUGGCAAUAUGUGCAAAGGUUUUCAUUAACUGAAAAUAUGAGGGUUCAGAUAGGAGAAGAGGAAUUUUCUCAAUGGCUUUUAAAGCUUGGAAGUGGAACAUUACCUGUCAAGCCUGAAGAUCCUUUGCAAGGGUGUAUUGAAAUACCUGAGCAGUGUUUUCUCAAUGAUAAUGAAUCUAUUGUGGAAAAGAUUUUUGGUGGUGCAGAAGAAGCUGAUUAUGCAAAACGUGCUAUUUUAACACCAACAAAUGUUGAUUCAUUGGCAAUAAAUGAAGAAGUCCUUCAUCGAUUACCGGGUGAUGUUAAAACUUAUUUAAGUUCAGAUAGCAUUGAAACUGAUGAUCAUAAUGAAAUUUAUAAUUUUCCAGUUGAGUUUUUAAAUACUUUGACUCCAUCAGGUAUGCCUGUUCAUUGCCUAAAGUUGAAAAUUGGUGCUGUUAUAAUGCUACUUAGAAAUUUAGAUCUCAAAGGUGGACUUUGUAAUGGAACACGUUUGAUAGUGCGUGCACUACACAACAAUUACAUUGAUGGUGAGGUUCUAACAGGUGUAUCAGCUGGUAACACGGUAUUUGUUCCUCGAGUUCAAUUAGCUCCAUCAGAUUCAAAUUUACCUUUUACACUUAAACGUCGUCAAUUUCCAGUUAGUGGUGUUACUUGGCAACGUGUAGUGCAAGAUUGUGAUCCUUGCCAGCCAAGUGGUGUUACUAAUUAG